AUGGAUUCGCCACUGAACCUAACCUACUUUUCCCUCUCCACCCCCGCCCCUUUGGAGACCAACCGCAGCAGCCUUGACGCCGACGACCCGCGCCCCAGCCCGCCCCUCCUCUCUGUCUUCGGUGUGCUUGUUCUGACCUUGCUGGGCUUUCUGGUGGCUGCGACGUUCUCCUGGAACCUCCUGGUGCUGGCGACCAUUCUCCGCGUGCGCACCUUCCACCGAGUUCCGCACAACUUAGUGGCGUCCAUGGCCAUCUCGGAUGUGCUCGUGGCCGCUCUGGUCAUGCCACUGAGCCUGGUUCAUGAGCUGUCCGGCCGCCGUUGGCAGCUGGGCCGACGGCUCUGCCAGCUGUGGAUCGCGUGCGACGUGCUCUGCUGCACAGCCAGCAUCUGGAAUGUGACGGCCAUCGCGCUGGACCGCUACUGGUCCAUCACCCGCCACCUGGAAUACACGCUCCGCGCCCGCAAGCGCGUCUCCAAUGUUAUGAUAGUGCUCACCUGGGCGCUCUCCGCGGUGAUCUCCCUGGCACCGCUGCUCUUCGGCUGGGGGGAGACGUACUCUGAGGGCAGCGAGGAGUGCCAGGUGAGCCGCGAGCCCUCCUACACCGUGUUCUCCACAGUGGGCGCCUUCUACCUGCCGCUCUGCGUGGUGCUCUUCGUGUACUGGAAGAUCUACAAGGCCGCCAAGUUCCGUGUGGGCUCCAGGAAGACCAACAGCGUCUCACCCUUAUCGGAGGCCGUGGAGGCGAAGACCUCUGCUCAGCAGCCCCAGAUGGUGUUCACUGUCCGCCACACCACUGUCACCUUCCAGACAGAAGGGGACACGUGGAGGGAACAGAAAGAGCAGAAAGCUGCCCUGAUGGUGGGCAUCCUCAUCGGGGUGUUUGCACUCUGCUGGAUCCCCUUCUUCACCACAGAGCUCAUCAGCCCCCUCUGCUCCUGCGACAUCCCCGCCAUCUGGAAGAGCAUCUUCCUUUGGCUGGGCUACUCCAACUCCUUCUUUAACCCCCUCAUCUACACAGCCUUCAACAAGAACUACAAUAGCGCCUUCAAGAAUUUCUUUUCUAGGCAACACUGA
This is a messenger RNA of Mirounga angustirostris (Northern elephant seal), 1077 nucleotides long. RefSeq names its product 5-hydroxytryptamine receptor 5A (gene HTR5A). Gene Ontology annotation, biological process: G protein-coupled receptor signaling pathway, coupled to cyclic nucleotide second messenger; adenylate cyclase-inhibiting serotonin receptor signaling pathway; chemical synaptic transmission. Gene Ontology annotation, molecular function: G protein-coupled serotonin receptor activity; neurotransmitter receptor activity; serotonin binding. The record is from RefSeq and is a predicted model, not a curated record. Gene Ontology annotation, cellular component: plasma membrane; dendrite. Lineage: Eukaryota; Metazoa; Chordata; Mammalia; Carnivora; Phocidae. The transcript has 2 exons. The coding region runs from base 1 to 1077 and encodes 358 amino acids.